This is a messenger RNA of Aquila chrysaetos chrysaetos, 3027 nucleotides long. It is a transcript of the gene RNF122, whose product is annotated as ring finger protein 122. The record is from RefSeq and is a predicted model, not a curated record. The coding region runs from base 298 to 1299 and encodes 333 amino acids. The transcript is spliced from 2 exons. Gene Ontology annotation, molecular function: ubiquitin protein ligase activity. Gene Ontology annotation, cellular component: endomembrane system. NCBI's taxonomy places the organism in Eukaryota, Metazoa, Chordata, Aves, Accipitriformes, Accipitridae.
GCCCAGCCCAGCUCCGCUCCCGGCCAUGGCCCGGCACCGCGUACGGCGGAGCCGGCCCGGCCCCGCGGAGCGACUCCCGGAUGCCCCCCCUCCAGUGGUGCAACGGACCUUCUCAUCUCAGCCGAGCCGAUGGCUGCUCCCCAACCAGGAAAGGGCACUUCCCCGGAACCAUGCUCGCUUUUCGGCACCGCAGCCUGGAGCUCCUGAAUUCUUGAAAGCCUAUUUAACAGGAAUGAGCCUUGCUAAGCUGGUGAGUCUAAAAUUAGCCUUGCCAGCUGUGUUGCGGCUGGCAGGGACAUGUUAGACCGGCUCGUCUCUGCUUCCUUCGGUACGGGGUUGCAAGUUACAGCAUCUCUCGUUCCACCUCCGUUUUUCCCUCCUGCGGCUGGUUUGACUGCCCCUUUCUCAUCACCCAUGUGGCUUUUACAGAAAGCUGUUGUCACCUGUGGGGAAUUUGGGCAUCUAACAUGGAGCAGUCCUCAGUCAGCAGCUUGCGGGGUCAGGGAAUACAAUUUCUGCUCCACGGGAUGGGGCGCAGCUGGGCAGAGUGCGGGGACCGUAGGGACAACCCUGUGCAGAGGAGCGAUGUCUGGGUGUGAUGUUCAGGAGUUUGUACGCUGGGUUUUGAGCCCCUUAAGACGAGCGCAGAGGGAUGCGCUGGGGAGGUUAGUGUGGGAUUGGCAGGGUUUGUCUCCCUCGGGGUUCUCCUUCCCAGCCCACCCCGUGCUUCUCCUGGAAAACCUCUGGGACGCACAUCCCAGCCUUUCCCUGCUCUCUGCAGAGCUGAUUCUCCUCCCGCUGUCCCCAGACAAGGGAUUUUCCAUCUCAUCACGGGUGGCCACACAGCUGCCCACGGAGCAGGUCCAGGUCAUCCCUCGCCGGCCGGCAGGGAGCUGCGGCUCGAGCAGAGCAAGCGCUCGCUGUGGGCAGCGGCAGCCCUGCGGACCCCUCUCCCCUCGCCUCUCACGAGGCUGUAACUCGGGUUUGGGCUGUUUCUGUCGCCACGGCUCUCGUGGCAUGGAGGGGAACGGCUGGUGCCUUUCAGCAGAUUUUUGGAAUAGCUCUCAGUUUGAAAUACAUGUAGCAAGCGUUAUUGUUUCACUUGUGACCCAUUAUUGUUACCACAACCCGCUGCUUUCUGUUUGGCCAGCUUCGAAUGAGGUUUCCUCCGUCCAUCAACAGCUGCUCUGCAGCCUGUGUCUCACCACCAGUGAGCACGUGUGCGCCACCAUUACCUCAUUUAGUUGCUCAGUGUUUUCUUUCAGAGCUGAUAUACUUUUUUUUUUCUUUUUUUUUUAGCAUUUCUCAAUCAUUUCCAGCAGGGAAAUGGAAAAAAACCCCACCUUUCCUAUUGUCUUUUCCUGCACCUGGUGGUCUCAAGAGCAGAAGGCUGGGAGAGGAGGACCCGACAAACAAAUCCUCCCUUUCUCGUUCUGUAGAUGAGGUGGCUGAUGAAUUGUCUCUGGCAAUUGCAAGAGGCAAAGAUUGGCAAGAGGCUCUGCCCUCUGCAGCAGGAAAACCCCAUUUCUUAUGGUCCAGGCUCUCGUCUGGUGCCUGCUUGGGCUGCGCAGCGACAAACUGUGGUCCCCAGAGCCGAAUGCCCCCCUGGCCACGGCGGCUUUGGCCAUUGCAUCAACGGGGCACGUGCAUUCAAAGCGCACCGCAAAAGCAGAUACCGGGGAACAGCUGGAAAUCGAGCGUCCCAGGGCAGGAUUUCACCCCUGGGGUGCCACCUGCCCGUCCUGCUCGGGCUCCCCUUGCUAUUCAGACAUCCCAGGCCUCUCUCGAGCGGCUCUAACGGAGCCCACGCCGCUGCCUUCUCUCCCCAUCGCAGCGGGGAGGAAACCAGAGAGACCGAACUUGGGACCUCGCCGCUUGUGCAGAGGUUUCUGCCGCCCGCUCUCUUCCUGUCUCUGCCUUCCGUGGCGGAGAGCAAAUUUCAUCCUCUCAUGAGAAACAGGCGGAGGAUUUUAGUGGGCUGUAAUUAAACCCAGAAGUGUUUCUGCAGGAGCUUUUUGAUGAGAUGGCGCAGCGCAGGAGCGGAGGGUGCUGAGCGGAAGGGGCGGGGGGAGAUGCUCCGCGGAGCACAGAUGGGGCUCGGGGGCUGCUCUCCUUUAAAGUCCCAUCUGAGCGAGAUCUGAUGAGAAAUCAAAGCUCCAGCUCUUGUGGGGUCAGCGUGAUCUCGAGACAUAAAAAGCGGUGCUUAUUUAGUGCCGGAGCCUGACUUCGCACCAGCUCCCAGCAGAGGCAGCUGCAGUGGGUUUAAUAUUUCUGUGCCUUUCCCCUCCGUUAGCUGGGGACCCUCCUGGGGUGGCCGCGCUGUCACCGGCUCUGCGUGACGCCCUCCUCUGCGUUUCCCCCACGGUGCCAGACUUGCAGCGAGACGUGGUGGCCCAGGCAGCGGCAUGCGGCUGGUGCGUGCCGGCGCCCACGUUUUCGUUCAGAAAGGGGAUUCGGUCAGCGUGGUGCUGAACGUGCUCCCGCACAGCCCCGGCACUUCUCCCAGCACCGAGAAUGAACCAGCCACUUGCCGUUUCUGGCUCCUGCGGAGCAAUGACAGACGCCAACUGUUCUUGUUUUUCAAGCUAUAUUUUUGCUCUGUCCUUCCCUAAAUCCCCUUCCAGCCUCCAUGUAUUUCUCUGGAGAUGAAAGCACAGGGCCUCCUUGUCUCCCAGACGCCUGGAUUCUGCCUGGGGUACGUUUGUGCUGCUGGAGAAGGGUUUCGUGACUGCCGAACGCAGCGGUGUCUGCUGCCUGCGCUGCACCGAGCUGCUCUAAGGGGCUGCUGCUCUUCCUGGGGAGAUCUCCAGUUCACAGGCCACGAGACGAUGCCUUGGUGUUGGUUUCUGCCCACUUUGCAAACUCCGGAGGGGACAGAGUCAGCCCAGGCUCUCUCCUCCCUCACAGCACAUCUUCUUCACCUCUUUUUCCCCUUCUUCCAUCCUAAACACUGACUUUUCUCUUCCCCCUGCAAAGGGUGCUCCUGCAGUCUGGGGCUGAUUUAUACCAGUAAACCCUGCACGAUGC